AUGGGAGCCUCGACCGUGACACUGAAGCAGACCAAGCUCAUCAGAUCACCGCGAGAUGCAGUGCCCGGCCAGCAACGACCGCCAAACAUUCGCUAUGUCUAUACCCUCACCUCUUUUGUCUGCCUCGGGUCGUUCUUGUUCGGCUGGAACCAGGGCGUCAUGUCGAUGAUCAUCGCGGAUAGACGAUGGUUGGAUCUGAUGCAGCCAGCCAACGACUGGGCGGUCGGCUUCGUUGUCAGUAUCUAUAAUAUUGGCUGCGCGGUCGGCGCCAUGACGAUUGGCUUCUUCGCCGAUUCCCUUGGACGUGGGCGUACGCUGUCGUUGGCCAGUAUAAUAUUCGUCGCCGGGGCCCUGCUUCAGGCCUCUUCAUAUAGCAUCACGCAGAUGACCGUGGGGCGAUUGAUCUUAGGCGUCGGUGUGGGUGCUUACUCUGCUGCCGUACCCCUGUACAUCACCGAGAUCGCCCCUGCGGCUAUUCGGGGCCGGAUAGGGGCCAUCAACUUGAUGAUUCUCUGUUUUGCCGAGAUGGUCGUCUUCUUUGUCGUAUACGGCUUCUUUUUCAUGAACUCGGACAACUGGUGGCGGCUUCCGAUCGCGAUCCAGAUCAUCCCGGCGCUGAUACUGGCGGUCGGCUGCUGGACUUGGGUCCCGCCAUCGCCACGAUGGCUCGUGGCACAGGAGCGAUAUGAUUGCGCGCAUGAGGUAUUGUGCCGCCUGCACGGUUCAGAUGUCGCUGAGCGCGAGAUCAAGGAGAUCCGGGAAUCGCUCGUAGUUGAAGAUGCGUCGGCGCAGGGGACGUGGUCCGACAUGUUCAAAGGCCCUGUUCUGUGGAUCACGUUCCUCGGCACUACCAUCCAGUUUCUGCAGCAGAUUACGGGAACGAAUGCCAUAUUCUAUUAG
This is a messenger RNA of Anthostomella pinea, 900 nucleotides long. Lineage: Eukaryota; Fungi; Ascomycota; Sordariomycetes; Xylariales; Xylariaceae. The record is from the annotation of a GenBank genome assembly.